Necator americanus (New World hookworm) is the source of this 339-nucleotide messenger RNA. RefSeq lists its product as uncharacterized. The transcript has a single exon. NCBI's taxonomy places the organism in Eukaryota, Metazoa, Nematoda, Chromadorea, Rhabditida, Ancylostomatidae. The record is from RefSeq and is a predicted model, not a curated record. The coding region runs from base 1 to 339 and encodes 112 amino acids.
AUGGCAGGUCUGAAAGACGAAGAAUGCGGAACGAAAUUCCGCCAACGAGAGUCUAUUCAUGAUGGAGUACGAACCAGGAAGAAGCUUAGCGAUGCGAAUUCCUUCACAAAAUGCAUUCAGAACGCUGCAAGGAAAACGCUCCCGGUUCUGUUGCCGCGGAAGAAGUUUCCCUUUGCAUCUGCGGAAACAGAAUCCACGUGCAAUUCUGUAUGUGUGGCGCACAGUACUGGUGACUUCAACCAGGAAAAGCGUCUUAGAAGGAAGUUGCGUCGUCAACUACAACAAGACCGCGAUAACGAGUGGACGUCAAGAGCGACGGAGUUUGAAAAGGCAUGGUAG